AUGUUUUCCAGAGUAUUGUUAAAAUCAAAAUACCUGAACACUUGCCUUGGAGAGGUCAGCCUCCCAGAAGCAACAGCAGAUGGGAAAACUAAAUUUCAUGAGCUGAAGGUUAGCAUCUAGUCAACAUAUGCAUACCAGUGAAUGAGCAAUGUGUGCUAUAAUUUUUUGCAGGUGGGACCAGAAUUUUUGUGGAAAAAAGAAAGGCUCUCUCAUGGAAAACAACUACCACCUGUACGACUACCAGUAAAGACGUCAGUAAAAGUAAAACUAAAAAAUAUAAAAGUACGAAAUCACAUUCCAUCCCAUCUGCCUCACAAAAAACAUCUGCAACAUUAGCACAUUCACCCAUCACAUCUACCUCUUUAUCAACAUCAUCAGCAUCGGCAACAGUACUAACAGCACAUUCACCAAUCCCAUGGUCUUCUACCUCACCACCAUCCUCUCCAUCAAUAGUUUUAGCAUCCACAGCAGUAGAUUCACCUAUCCCAUCUGCCUCACCAAAAUCAUUUCAUUCAGCACCUUUGUCAUCUACAGGUCAUUCAUCCACCCCUCCUUCUACAUCAGAAUCACAACCCUCGCUUCAUCAGGUCACAUCUAGUAACCAUCGUGGGUGGGUCACUGUGCCUGAGUCUAGCUUUGUCUAUAAGGACAUAUUUAAGUCAACCACCUGCGACGGGAAAAGAGCCAUAAAGGCUAAAAAAACAUUUCAUAUUUAA
Porites lobata is the source of this 716-nucleotide messenger RNA. NCBI's taxonomy places the organism in Eukaryota, Metazoa, Cnidaria, Anthozoa, Scleractinia, Poritidae. The record is from the annotation of a GenBank genome assembly.